CGGCUGAAGCUGAAUCACUUCGAGCCGGGCAAGCAGAGAGAUUCCAGCUGCCAUGGCCCGGCUCCUUGUCACCUCCUGCCUGCUGGCCCUGCUCCUCAGCACCUGGACCACCGGCGCCUUCUCCAAGAAAGGCAAAGGCAAACCCGGCGGCGGUGGUUGGGGCACCGGCAGCAGUCGCCAGCCCAGUUACCCCCGCCAGCCCGGUUAUCCCCAAAACCCCGGCUACCCCCACAACCCCAGCUACCCCCACAACCCCGGCUACCCCCACAACCCUGGCUACCCUCACAACCCUGGCUACCCCCACAACCCAGGUUGGGGCCAAGGCUACAACCCAUCGAGCGGAGGGAGCUACAACCAAAAACCUUGGAAACCUCCGAAACCCAAGACCAACUUCAAGCACGUGGCUGGGGCGGCAGCGGCCGGGGCGGUGGUGGGAGGGCUGGGGGGUUAUGCCAUGGGGCGGGUGAUGUCAGGGAUGCAGCCCCGCUUCGACAGCCCCGAUGAGUACCGUUGGUGGAACCAGAACGCAGCCCGCUACCCCAACCAGGUUUAUUACCGCCAAGAUUACGGCGGCCCCGUCCCUCAGGAUGUCUUUGUUGCUGAUUGUUUCAACAUCACCGUCACUGAAUACAACAUCGGCCCCGCCGCCAAGAAGAACACCUCAGAGGCCUCCCUGGGGGGCAACCAAACGGAGACAGAGAUGGAGACCAAGGUGGUGAGCAAAGUGAUCCGAGAGAUGUGCAUCCAGCAGUACCGCGAGUACCGUCUGGCCUCGGGCAUCAGGCUCCACCUCGCCAACACCUCCCUUGCCGCCCUCCUCCUCCUCCUCCCCCUCUUCGCCAUGCCCUGAUGCUUCCCCGGGACACACACGGCCUCCCCCUCCAUGGUCUUGCUCGAGGUAAUUUUUGGCGAGGAGCCUUUGCGGCGCCCGCACUCCCCAGUGCCGCUGGUUUAGGAAACCAGCUGAAAAUUUCCUUCUCCACCCCGAGCGUGGCUGGAAAGUGAUGGAGCUGGGUGUCCCCCACCCCCAAAUAAUGGUUUUCAUCAACUCCUCCUCGGGGCUACCCUGAGAGGGCCCAAGCAGAGAGGAAGGAGCUCAGCUGGCCCAUGGCAUCCCUGCAAGAGUUUCCAAAAAAAAUGCUCUUUGCUCACAAGGAAGGGUUUUCCUUACCCUUUUUUUUUCUCCCCAAAGCCCCUUUCCCUGGGGCACUCUGUGGAUACCUGGAUUCCCCAGCAGGGAUUUUAGGAUGCUCACAGUUGGGCUUUUCAAGCACCAAGCUGCCAAGUUGCCAUUUUCAACCCUUUCCUCCUAAAAUCCACCUUCCCACCUGUAUAUAUGGACCUGCCUGCUCUGCACCUCGCAAGCUACAAACACCCCCGGCAGCAAGGCACAAAAGGAAAAUGAAUUGUUUUGGUUCGGGUUUUUUUGGUUUUGUUUUUGUUUUUUUGUGCCAAACCCCCUGCCUGGGUUUUGGUUGAAACACCCCCUCACCCCAACAAUGCUUUGCUGUCUCUUGAGCCUCGCUGUCUUUCUGUCUAAAAGCAAAAAGUGAUGCUGAAUGCUCAAAAAAACCCCAAAAAUCGUAACUCUUGGGGUGUCAUAGCCAAGAAAAAGCUCUUUAGGAGGCCGCAGUGGGGACACAUCGCACUCAGACUUCACCACCCUGACCUAAGGAUGUUAAAACACAACAAAAAGGAUGUUCAAGGGGGUCAAACACAUACCAAGAGGCUUAAAUCAGCUAAAUCAGAUGGUUUGGGGAAAACAGCAUGGGGGGAACCAAGCCUGGGGGAUGGGAGAUGCUUCCAAACCCAUUUGGUUUCAUCAGGAAUUUGUGGAAAUCUUGCUUGUGGUGUUCAGGACGUCGCUGCAGCAUCUGUGGAACUGGGCUUGUUGAAGAGAACACCUUGAAUUGUAGUUGUUCUACCUGGUGUCUUUUAGUUCACUUUCUUAUUUUGCAAGACACUGAAUGACACCGUCAGAAGGAUUUUGUGCGUCGGUGGGAGCUAAGUGGAAAAAAUAUAUAAAUAAAUAAAUAUAUGAAAAUAUUUAAAAAAAAAGAGAGAAAUGAAAUUUUUCAGGAUAUCCACCCAAAAAGCAGGGCUUUGAGGUAACCUGGCCUUUGUGAUACGUGACUGUUUUGUAAAAGCUGUCACUCUGCACGCCCCAAAGUUCUCAUUCUGAUCUGGUACCCAAGUGUUCAACAUCUGGUACAAAAUUAAAACGGCUGCAGCCAAGCUGUCCCUCAGCCUCCUUCAUUCCAACAGCUCCUGUUUGUCCCCACAACAGCUCAGACAGAUGUGGCCUUUGUCUCCCUGCCUCUCCCUGCAUUUUUCCCAUACAGAAUUUGGCACAAAUCCCACAAUUUCUAGUAACUUUUUCUACACCCACUCCUCCGUUCCACUCCCAGCCAACAAAUAAUUGUUAAUCAAGUGGCUGAGCUGCUUGGGGAUGGGGAUUUCUUCCACUCCAAGGAGUCAACACACAUUUAUAUUUCCAUUUACUCCCCAUCUUAAAAAUUAAAAAAAAAAAAAUUUAAAAAAAUCCAGUGGCAUUAAGCCCCACUGCGAACCCCAAAUCUCUCUAAGCCAGCAUCAUCGUUAGAUGACUAUAAUAAGGGUUGAAAAUCGCAAUUAACAGAUUGGAGAUUAUGGAUGGUGCUUUAAUUUGAAGCUGAAGACCAAGCCUGGAACCAGUUUGGUUUGUGCAGCCUCAGAGUGUGAUUUAUUGCCCUGCAAAACCACAAGGAUGCUCAGAAGUUUGGUCUUCCAGUGAUGCUGCAAGGAAAUCCCAGCUGACUUUCUUUCAUACUUUUGGCAGGAAAAUAGAGAAAAAAUAUCCACUAUUCUAACAAAAUAAAAUUAAUAAUUAAGAGAAUUAAUAAAUAAUAAUGGAAAUAAUGAUUA
Messenger RNA from Calypte anna (Anna's hummingbird), 2904 nucleotides. RefSeq names its product prion protein (gene PRNP). NCBI's taxonomy places the organism in Eukaryota, Metazoa, Chordata, Aves, Apodiformes, Trochilidae. Gene Ontology annotation, cellular component: membrane. The transcript has 2 exons. The record is from RefSeq and is a predicted model, not a curated record. Gene Ontology annotation, biological process: protein homooligomerization. The coding region runs from base 53 to 850 and encodes 265 amino acids.